Sorghum bicolor (sorghum) is the source of this 1557-nucleotide messenger RNA. Its product is annotated as transcription termination factor MTERF2, chloroplastic. Lineage: Eukaryota; Viridiplantae; Streptophyta; Magnoliopsida; Poales; Poaceae. Gene Ontology annotation, cellular component: chloroplast. The record is from RefSeq and is a predicted model, not a curated record. The transcript has a single exon. Gene Ontology annotation, molecular function: double-stranded DNA binding. Gene Ontology annotation, biological process: chloroplast organization; regulation of DNA-templated transcription. The coding region runs from base 113 to 1279 and encodes 388 amino acids.
CUCUAGCAUAGGCGCGGUGAAGGCCCAUGAUAGUUCAUGGUUACAGUUUAGUGCGGUGCGGGGGGCGCAUCAGAAGAGGUCGGAGCCUGGCACUACCGCCGCCGCCGCCGCCAUGCUCCGCCUCCAAAAACACCUCCCCGUUCGUCUGCAAGAACAUCUCCUUCCCAUCCAUCGCUCCGCCUCCUUCAUACAGCUCUCCCUCCAGCGCUCUCCCCUCUCCACCGCCGCCGCGACCUGCUCCUCUCGGGGCCACUUCGCCGCCGAUGACUACCUCGUCUCCACCUGCGGCCUCACCCGGGAGCAAGCCGCGAACGCCGCCAAGUGCAUCUCUCACUGGAAAUCGUCCUCCAACGCCGACGCCGUGCUGUCCUUCCUCACCGGCCCGGCGCUCGGCCUCUCCAAGGCCGAGAUCGCGCUGCUCGUGGCCAAAGACCCGCGCAUCCUCAGCUGCAGCGUCGACAACACCCUGCGGGUCCGCAUGGACCGCUUCCGCAGCUACGGCUUCUCCGUCGCGCAGAUCAGCAACUUCAUCCGCGUGGCCCCCUGCUUCUUCCGCACCUUCAACAUCGACGAGAAGCUCGGCUUCUGGAUGCCCCUCCUCGGCUCGCCAGACAGGUUCCUCCGCAUCGUCAGGCGUAACUUCUACAUGGCCACUUCCGACCUCGACAAGGUGGUGAAGACCAACAUCCGGCUGCUCCAGGAGCACGGCCUAUCUAUCCAGGAGAUUGGCAACCUGUGCGUUGCCAACCCGAGGCUGCUCACUGGCAACCCGGACAGAACCAGGGCCAUCCUCGUGCGUGCCGAUGAGAUGGGCGUGCCCCGCAACACGCUUUUGUUCAGGCAGGCUCUGACCGCCGUGGCGGGCCUCGGCCCGGAGACCAUGGCCUCUAAGCUCAAGAUGAUGGCCAAGAUUCUCGGGUGCUCAGACGCUGAGGUUGCCAGAAUGGUGCAAAAGAACCCGUUGGUGCUGAGGCGCUCCAUGGAGAGGAUUCAGCGCACCUGUGAGUUCCUGACCAAUGUGGUCGGCGUCGAUACCAAGUACAUUCAGGGCAGGCCAACAAUCCUGAUGUACAGUCUGGAAGGCCGGCUGGUGCCCCGGCAUUACGUGAUGAAGGUGCUCCGGGACAAAGGGUUGAUCCGGAAAGAUCAGAGCUUCUACACGAUGGUCACGGUUAGUGAUAACGUGUUCUGCUCCAGGUAUGUACAUCCUCAUAAGGAUGUUCUUCCUAGCCUUGCCGAUGCAUAUGCAUCUGCUUGCAAUGGGAAAAUAGCCAUCUGAGGCGCGAUUCCAGCAAACAGGCUAUAUGGGCAGCAACUGCAGUUGCAUCUUGCAUGUCAUUCUUAACACAUUCAGAUACUCUGAUGUGUACUCUGCAAGACUGCAGCGCUGUACUUGGCUCAUAGCUUUAGAAUUGCAGAAACUCAGUAUGCUAAGUUUAGGAACUUAUGAAUGACCAAAGCAUGAUGUUGUUGAUUUCAUAUACCUUGGAUUCUGAUGAUGAAUUUUAUCAUGCUUCAACUCAUUCUACUGGUACGCAGAAUGGUUUGGUUCAGAAA